Molecule: messenger RNA, 2214 nt
Organism: Maniola jurtina (meadow brown)
Lineage: Eukaryota; Metazoa; Arthropoda; Insecta; Lepidoptera; Nymphalidae
Gene: Dok
Product: docking protein 3
Exons: 2
Coding region: 214-1857 (547 amino acids)
Biological process (GO): positive regulation of MAPK cascade; cell surface receptor protein tyrosine kinase signaling pathway
Cellular component (GO): cytoplasm
Source: RefSeq, a predicted model, not a curated record
UUAUGCUCUAGUCUAUGGUGAAAUCCGUAAAUGAAUCAAUCGUAGAAUAGAAUGUAUUUUUUUCUCAAAUUUUCUUCUGCUUCCGUGUAAAGUGUGUAAAUGCAAUGCCUUAAAUUGAAUUAAUGUGUAACAUUCCACGCCGAAAAACAGUGCAGUAAUAUGUUUAAAGACCCUGUGCUCAUAGUUUAUACAUAAAUCCGACAAAACACCACGAUGGAUCAAGACGACGAAAUUAAAUCGGGUUGUUUAUUAUUUCCACCAGCCGGAGGGAACAUGUUCAGUAAAUUCCCCAAAAGAAAAAACUGGCAACAAAAAUACUGUAUACUCUUCACUGCUAGUAUACAAGGUAUUGAAAGACUUGAGAUAUACGACAAUAAGGAUGACGUUACUUCUGGGGCAAUCCCAAAAGUUAUAACACUUGAAAAUUGUAUAAAAAUUACACAUUCUAGUCCCAACAUGAUUACUAUACUGGCUAAGUCACAUACUCAACAAAUCAGCACCCAAUCAGAGGCAGAAACACUGGAAUGGGUAACGGCUCUGCAGUCUGUAGCAUUUAAAGGAAGAGACUCCAGUCCCAUCAGUUGUGAUGAAGACAAUGAUUUGUACUGUUCAUCUGGAGAGGGGGUGUUUUCCGUCAAAAUGUGCUCCUCAGAAGCUUCAACUAGAUGUGGAUUUGAACCCAUGAGGUACCUUCUACUGUUGACUGCUACAGCAAUUGAAUUAAGAGAUGUCAAUGACAACAAAUUGUAUGCUACAUGGCCAUACAGAUACAUAAGGCGGUAUGGUUACAGACAGGGUAAAUUCACUUUUGAGGCUGGCAGGAAAUGUGACACAGGAGAGGGAAUCUUCCACCUGGAGCAUCCCAAUCAGUCUGAAAUAUUUAAAUGUUUGUCUCUGAAAAUGAAAACAAUGAAACAGAUGAUUGGGAAUGACAAUCUGAACAGCCCAGAACACGCAGAGUUUAAUAUCCAGCCUAUUGCAAAUCUGUUUCCUGGUUCCCGCAGUCCAUUGGUAGCAACCAGACCCGAUGAUUUGAACUUAAGCUCUCUCUCCUUUAAAACAGCCUCUGUAUCUAGCCAUCAGACUGCAAGUACAGAUAGAGAUAAUGUGCCGCUUCUCAUGCCUAAACCUGCACUGAAGCCCAAGCCUCAGAAACCUCCUCGUAAAAUCAUUAAUCUCCCUAAACCAGCAGUCAAAGAUAUUCCUAGUUCAACAGAUGAGAGCAUCGACUUUGGCAGGUAUAAAAAACUUGACAAUUAUGAACCUAUUGAGCAAAUCAAACGAGACCACAGCCCCCCUUCAGUGCCAUAUGACAAAGUAGAAGUAAGGAGUGAAGCCUGGAAGACAUUAGGUAUCGAUGACCCUGACCACACUGAGUUCACUCCGAAUUUAGGUGACAAUCCCAACUGUAUGAAACUAAUAUCAAGGUCUCAGGAUAACUUAAACACAACUGGGCCUGAGGCAUCGAGGAUUAUCCUUUUACCGAGUCCUAUAGUCGAUCCUGAAGAUGAGAACUAUGACAGAUUGCAAUAUUUUGGGUCUACAAGUAAACUGAAUAAGUCUUCCAAGUACAAAAAAAUUGAAGCUCGACCUAACACGCUAGCUCUGGGUGAGCCUAAGAAUAAAGACUCAUGGAAUGAUUACGAUGAAGUGGAAAACGUCAUGCAAACUGCAAGAUUGGCAGAUGACUCUCAUUUAGGAUAUGGCAUGAUACGAAAACCCAACACGCCUGGUCCACAAGUGCCCACAGCUGCUCAGGCCCAAGCAUUACAGAACCAGGUUGCAUUAGAGGAAGUUACCCAUAACACUUGCAAUGGCACAGAUUAUGCAAUUGUUAGCCGUCCAAAAAGAGUGUAAUCUAAUAAAAUUAUGGUUAUUUGUGAGAUUACAUUUUCAAAGACUGAAUGAGACAACAUAAAACCACAAUGAUGUUCAUUGUCUUGUGUUACCUGUUUAAUAAAUGGUUAAAAGUUUUGGUGAAUAGAAUUAUAAGAAUUUCAUGUUAAAUUUUAAGACAGAUAGAGUGGCAAAAAGGCUUAAACUGAGCAUAUAGAUUGUAACAACACAUUCCCAAAUAAUAUAGAAAAUAUGAUUAGAAAUGCUGAAAAAUAUUCAGUAUCAUGUCUAAGCAAUUUAUUCUUAGUUUAAGCUUAUAAUUUUUCAUUUUUAGUUGAUUCCUAUGUAAACAGUUGUUCAUUUCUUAUUUAAUGUUUA